CUAGUGGGAUAUUCCGAGUUCGACGUUCAGGUGUACUCUGAGGUUGGAACUUUUCCACUUCCCAGUUGCUCAUGAACGCACCAUAAGACUACGUUCAGCAAGACUCAUUAAUGAGCAGCGACAUACCAAUGACCACUCAGCUGAUUUGGUUUAGUAACUUACAUGCGCAAUGCCAAUGUGAAUGACUCAAUGUGUUGUUUUCGAGUGGAAAAGUACUGCGCUGGAGACAGGCCAAUUCCACUCUGUUUCGAUUCAAUGAUCGUAACGGGAACAUCUCAAAAUACCUUCUUACAGAGGAAACGGUCAAAUUCAUGCUAAUUGAUGGACUGGCACGAGUGAUAAUCAUUCGUAGAGUUGUCUACCGAAGUCUGCUGUGUUUUGCAUGGAUGGAUUGGCUGUAGAGUUAACAAUGAGUUUAGGUGCAGCCUCUCAGAUGACAAAUGAAUAUUGGUGAUGGGGAGGUAAGCACCUGUUGAAUUCCCGCGCGCAUCGUGACAUCUUUCUGUCUUACAGUGCUUCCAAUUGCUUCAAUCAAGCGCUGACAAUGGAAACUUCCGUAGGUUUCUAAUCCGUCAUGCUAAAGUUCAAGAGGAAACGAAUGAAGAUUACCAUCGGUGCCAAGUAAGGGUCAGCUGAAUAGUUUUAGGCUCCCUCUCAUAUUGAGAACAAUGGAAGCGAAAUUAGGGUUUCUAUGAAGAUUCUCGUGAGAAUACCUCUGGACAAAGGUAUCUCUGUACACAAACUGGAACAUUCAGUUGCUCCAACGCUCUAACCUAAUUGUGCUAUUCUUUUCAAAUGAAGGAACGCCUAUGGAAGGUGGAGCUUGUUUAUUUAGAAACUUGGUUUGCCAAGCUGUUUGCCUGUGUGUCUUAAUUAAAAUAUGUAAUGCUGUGGUGUGAAGCAGCAAGAUUCUUUUAAACCUGUGGAAGUUUUUACACCCUCUUUGGAUUGGAUCAGAUUUGUGCUCCCAACCAGAGAGCUUGUGACAAUGGCCAGAGACCUCACAAAGGACGCAGGAUGUGACCAGACUACACAAGACAGCAGUGUUGUGAAAAAAAGUCAGAUACUUCUGGAUCGGGGCCAAUGGGCCAACAAACUGGAAUUCUUGUUGGCUGUGGCAGGAACACUUGUGGGUCUUGGAAAUCUUUGGCGUUUCCCCUAUCUGUGUUACAAAAAUGGUGGAGGUGCUUUUCUGGUGCCAUACGUGCUCUUCCUGCUCUCCUGUGGGAUACCAAUGUUUUUCCUGGAAACUGCCAUGGGACAGUAUACCUCACAAGGAUGCAUCACAUGCUGGAGACACUUCUGCCCUCUAUUUGAAGGGAUUGGUUAUGCCACUCAAGUGGUGAUUGCCUAUGCUGCCGUGUCCUACAUCAUCAUUCAGGCCUGGGCAUUCUUCUACCUGUUCUCCUCCUUCAGUGCAGAGGUGCCUUGGGCCAGCUGCCGAAACACCUGGAACACAGAUUCUUGUGUGGAGUUUGACAAGAGGAAUGUCUCAGCAAACCGGACCGUGCCAGAAAAUGCCACCUCACCUGCAACAGAGUUCUGGGAGCGACGGGUGCUGAGCAUCUCCAAAGGGAUUGACCAUGUGGGUUCAGUUCGUUGGGAGCUGGCCCUGUGCUUGAUUCUAGCCUGGGUCCUCUGCUAUUUCUGUGUGUGGAAAGGAGUUAAAUCUACUGGAAAGGUGGUGUAUUUCACAGCAACCUUCCCUUAUCUGAUGCUGCUUGUUCUCCUGGCCCGAGGACUCACUCUUCCAGGAGCAAUAGACGGGCUGAAGUUUUAUCUGUACCCUGAUCCAGAGCGGCUGGUGGACCCACAGGUGUGGAUGGAUGCAGGGGCACAAGUACUCUUCUCUUUUGGAAUCUGCCAAGGCAGCCUGACUGCACUUGGGAGUUACAACCAAUACAAUAAUGACUGCUACAAAGACACCUUUGUCUUGUGUUUGGUGAAUGGAGGUUCCAGUUUUGUCGCUGGGUUUGCCAUCUUCUCUGUGUUGGGCUUCAUGUCAUAUGAGCAGGGAUUGCCCAUAUCAGAGGUUGCAGCAACUGGUCCUGGAUUGGCAUUCAUUGCCUACCCUCGUGCAGUGGCCAUGAUGCCUUUCCCACAGUUGUGGUCCAUAUGUUUCUUCGUCAUGGUGAUCCUGCUAGGGGCUGAUACGCAGUUUGUUAGUCUGGAGUGCCUGAUGACGUCUGUGACAGACAUGUUCCCCACUGUGUUCCGGAGGGGAUACAGGCGAGAGCUCCUACUUCUGGGGCUCUGCUCCUUUUGCCUCUUACUGGGGCUCCUGCUUGUCACUGAGGGCGGUUUGUAUUUCCUACAACUUUUUGACCACUAUGUAUGCAGUGGCAACAACCUGCUGUUACUGUCUGUCUUCCAGUCUAUAGCCAUUGGAUGGAUUUAUGGUGCUGACCGUCUCUAUGACAAUAUAGAAGACAUGAUAGGCUACCGUCCAUCGCCUUUCAUGAAAUACUGUUGGCUCUAUAUCACUCCAGCAAUUUGCAUGGGUACUUUUAUUAUCAACCUGGUGAAGUAUCAACCCCUGAAGUUCAACAAGACCUAUGUGUACCCUGAGUGGGCAUACAUACUGGGGUGGUCCUUAGGACUAUUCUGUGUGCUUCUGGUGCCUCUGUGGAUGAUCUUUAAAAUGUUAAGAUCCAAGAUGACCGCGUGGCAGACAAUAAAACAUCUCUGUCGCGCUGACAACCACCAGAAUCAGAACCUCAACCUGAAGCAGACCGCUGAGCGAUGCCCUUUGAACCCUGACGUGUCACUCUCUCCUCCGUCAAAUGAGUUCAAGGGAAAUGGUGGAGUGGAACUGGAGAUGUGAAAAUGAUUAACCUGGUACUACCUCCAAUGUUUGCUUCAAAAUUCUGUAUCUGUUUCAAUUCCCUCGAUAACAUUUGGAUCUUCUAUCAGAAGUAUGAAUACAUUAUAUGACAUUAUAUCACAUAUUACAUUAUAUCAAACAUGAGCAUGACGUUGUGAUACUUUUGAUAAGUCAGAACAAUUGAAGAAUUUCAAUUGAAGAUUUACUAGCUCACCCAUUUAGUUUUCAGAACAAGGUUUGCCAGUACAAGGCUGGCUUUCCUUCUCAAAACUGCCCAUGACAUGAAAAAAGCAUGACUCACCUUUGCUGUGUUCUAUUUGAACUCUUUCAGUCCUGCCUUCACAAGACAGUAUCCUAAUUACACACACACACACACACACACACACACACACACACACACACACCAC
Molecule: messenger RNA, 3231 nt
Organism: Clupea harengus (Atlantic herring)
Lineage: Eukaryota; Metazoa; Chordata; Actinopteri; Clupeiformes; Clupeidae
Product: sodium- and chloride-dependent GABA transporter 2-like
Biological process (GO): nitrogen compound transport; sodium ion transmembrane transport; amino acid transport
Cellular component (GO): plasma membrane; cell projection
Molecular function (GO): gamma-aminobutyric acid:sodium:chloride symporter activity
Source: RefSeq, a predicted model, not a curated record